Messenger RNA from Anopheles nili, 861 nucleotides. RefSeq lists its product as uncharacterized. Bases 61 to 714 code for a protein of 217 amino acids. Lineage: Eukaryota; Metazoa; Arthropoda; Insecta; Diptera; Culicidae. The record is from RefSeq and is a predicted model, not a curated record. The transcript has a single exon.
CAUUGUGCGCCCGAUCACGUUUCCACCUGUGUUCAUACAUCCCAUAACAUCACUGCCACCAUGGUUCCAUCGAUCGUCGUCCUCUGUGCUGUGUUGAGCGUGUUCUGGUCUGCGGAUGGCGCGUACAUCGACGAUCGACGUACCGAAUGCCGUACCGAAGGUUGUGUCACGCAAGCGGGUUGUGUGCCACGUUUUUCCCAAUACAACACGGCUCUAUACUGCUCCCAGCGGUGUGUUAUCGAACGUUGUCGGCCGGUGUCGGAGGAACCAGCUCGGAAACCCUGCCACCGGAUCACGUCGGUGGCCAACGGGAUGGUACUGGCCGCAACCGAGAGCUACGAUCGACGGGAUAAUGUCCGGUACGCGUCACUCGUCAGUCCGAACGCUGGUGAACGCGAUCGUUGGUACAUGACGGUGGGACCGGACAACUUGGGCUACUACAUUCAGAACAGUGACACCGGCGAGUAUCUGCGGGCGAGCGAAAACGACUACGUGUAUCUGGUGGCGGGUCGACCCAGCGAUGAGAGUUUCCUGUUCCGGCCGGACCUUGUGCGAGGUAGCUGGUCGUGCGUGUUGCUGCAAUCCGUGUGCUAUCGGGGGUAUUUGUUUGGUGAGCGGUAUAAUGGAGCUGGCCGAAGCUUUGCACUUAUGACGCGUGAUCUUCAGCGCUGCUACCAGGAGAGCCUGUGGAGUAUCAGCACUGUGAGCUGCUGAUCACAAGGGAGAAUGCAUGUUUGCCGGGGAUCGAAACGCCAUACUGCCAUAUUUGAACACUGCUUAAGAAAUAAAGGCACCUUUACAACGAAUCGAAGCGUCGUUCAUCGAUUUUUGAUGACAAACAAAUAAUUUUUGAAAACUACU